This is a messenger RNA of Portunus trituberculatus (swimming crab), 1749 nucleotides long. Its product is annotated as 4-coumarate--CoA ligase-like. Gene Ontology annotation, molecular function: CoA-ligase activity. The transcript has 10 exons. NCBI's taxonomy places the organism in Eukaryota, Metazoa, Arthropoda, Malacostraca, Decapoda, Portunidae. Bases 29 to 1489 code for a protein of 486 amino acids. The record is from RefSeq and is a predicted model, not a curated record.
AAACAACAACAACAACAACAACAACGAGAUGACACGGAGACAGAGACAACAAGAGGAAGAAGAGGAGGAGGAGAAGAGGAGGAAGAAGGAGGGAGGAGAGGAAGAGGAGGGGGAGAGGUACAUAGUUAGGUGGGAGAGUGGGUCCCCUCCCCCCCCCAUCCCUGACAUCAAUUUUGCUUCUCUUCUUCUCUCCAUUAUUGGUCAACAUGGGGAAAAGAAAGCACUGGUCGACGCAGCCACCGGAAAGCACCACACGUACAGCGACAUAUGUGCAGUGGUGCCGCGGGUGUGUGCAAACCUGAAGGCGGCAGGGGUGGCGGCAGGGGAUCGAGUGAUGGUCCUGUCACCAAACCACAUCGACUUCCCCAUUGCAUCUCUGGCCAUCCAGCUGCUCCCUGCCACAUGUGUCCCAGUCAACCCUGCCCUCUCCCCUGAGGAGGUGGCGCAGGUGGUGAAGAUAAGUGGAGUGCGUUGGGCGGUGGUGGAGGAGGGGGUGGUGGGGCUCCUGGAGAGGGUACGCCCACUCCUCUCCCACGCCCUCAAGCAAGUGUGGGUGAUCGGCUCCUCCCCCUGUCACCCGUCCCUGUCACACCUGAUGCGCAGUGAGGCUGGCAAUGCUGAGGAUUCCCCACGCAGUCCUGGCAACAUUGCAGCCCUUAUGCCCUUCUCCUCCGGCACCACAGGGCUACCGAAGGGCGUCCUGCUGCCUCACCGCUCCCUGGUCACCGUCGUAAUGCAGAACAAGUGUCUGAGAGCACUGUCUGAGCAACCAAACAUUCGCACCACCGCGCUGAGCCAAGUUCUUGUGACUCUUCCUCUGUUCCACAUAUACGCCAAUAAUAUCACGAUCGCAACACUCUUAGCGGGGGGGACAGUGGUUCUCAUGGCCAAGUUCUCCCUGGCUGACUUCCUCGGGGCAAUAGAAAGAUAUAAGAUCACCUACGUCCCUAUAGUUCCUCACAUUGCGAAUUACAUGAUUCACUCGCCUCUCCUGAAGAAGUAUAACCUUGACUCUCUCAUGACCAUCGCCUCUGGGUCAGCUCCCAUCACACCCACCACGGCACGGACUCUCACUGAAAAGACAGGGCGCGGCAUUGGAGUUGGGUACGGCUUGACAGAAACUUGCGCCACAGUCAGCAUCAACAGCCCUAUAGUUGGAAUGAAGCCUGGGAGUGUGGGGCGCAUUUUGCCUUACGUGGAGGUGAAGAUAGUCAGUGAGGGGACAAAACACGCAUUACCACGAGGGAAGGAGGGUGAGGUGUGGGUGAGGGGGCCCGGGGUGAUGCUGGGAUACGCCCCUACCCCCACCCACCCAACACACCCCUGGGGACUGGAGGAGGGGGGCUGGCUACCCACGGGGGACCUGGGGUAUUGUGAUGAAGAAGGCUUUUUGUUCAUCACUGAGAGAAUUAAAGAUGUUAUGAAGGUGAAGGGCUUCCAGGUGGCGCCAAGUGAGGUGGAGGCAGUACUGCAGGAGAUGGAGGGGUAGCGGAGGCAGCCGUGGUGGGGGUCCCCUCUCCCCGCCUGGGUGAAGCCCCCCGUGCCUAUAUUGUACCCGCCCCAGGGGUCCCCGCCCCAUCCCCCGAGGCCCUGCAGGAGUACGUGGCGGCACGCCUGGCCCGUCACAAACACCUGGCUGGCGGAGUGGAGUUUGUUAAGGCUCUUCCUAAGAACUCCAUAGGGAAGGUUCUGAAGAGACAGCUGCGCGAGACCUAUCUGAGCGCCGCCAAACCACGCGACGCAGGGAAA